GUGCCGAGGAAGGACUCGCUGCCAGGGUUUAUUAGGUCCUUGUUUAAGCCUAGAGAGUGAAAACCUCAUAAGGAGCUGCCGGCAGACCGGGCGGGGACACUCCGGACUCCGAAGUGACGAGGCAGCAGUUUCCUCCGGCCGCCCCACUCGCCAUGUGUGUCACUCACCCAGCCCUAUGAUUCAUCUUCUCAGCCGCUAAAAGCCUCCAGCUACUCCAGAGCCGCUGCCCAUCACUCCUGGGGGGCUGGUCCACGCAGUGCCCCCACCCCGGGGCUCAGAGAAGAUGGGUCAGCUCUCCGUGCCGCUCGGGAUCCUCCUGCUCUGCGCUACUGGCAACUGGGGGGGCAACAUCUGCACCACCCGUGGGGUGAACUCCUGCAAGCAGUGCCUGGCUGUCAGUCCCCUCUGCGCCUGGUGCUCUGCUGAGGUCUGGGCACAGUCAACCCCUCGCUGUGACCUGCGUGCCAACCUCCUGCACAACGGCUGCAGGCAGGACCACAUCGAGUCCCCCAGCAGCAGCGUCACCGUCCUGGAGGACCGGCCCCUCAGCAACAAGGGCUCAGGGGGGUCCACCACCACCCAGAUGAGCCCCCAGAGAAUACAGCUGAACCUGCGGCCAGAUGACUCCCAGGUCUUUCAUGUCCAAGUGCGUCAAGUGGAAGAUUACCCUGUGGACAUCUACUACCUCAUGGACCUGUCUAACUCAAUGAAGGAUGAUCUGAGGAACAUCCAGAACCUGGGCACAAAACUGGCCAGUGAGAUGCGUAAGCUCACCAGCAACCUACGCAUCGGCUUCGGGGCCUUUGUGGACAAACCCAUUUCCCCCUACAUGUACAUAUCUCCUCCAGAAGCCAUCAAGAACCCUUGCUAUGAGAUCGGGGAAACCUGCCUGCCCAUGUUUGGGUACAAACACGUCCUGUCACUCACGGAUGAGGUGACUCGCUUCAACGAGGAGGUGCGGAAGCAGAGCGUCUCCCGGAACCGCGAUGCACCUGAGGGCGGCUUUGAUGCCAUCAUCCAGGCCACCGUGUGCGAUGAAAAAAUUGGCUGGAGGAAUGAUGCUUCCCAUCUGCUCGUCUUCACCACGGAUGCGAAGACUCACAUCGCACUGGACGGGCGGCUGGCUGGCAUCGUGCAGCCCAAUGAUGCCCAGUGCCACAUCGACAAGGAUAAUUUCUACUCUGCCACCACCACACUGGACUAUCCCUCUCUGGGCCUGAUGACUGAGAAACUCUCACAGAAGAACAUCAAUUUGAUCUUUGCUGUGACAGAUACGGUUGUUGGCCUCUACCAGAACUACAGCGAGCUGAUCCCAGGCACAACUGUGGGCACCUUGUCCAGAGACUCCAGCAACGUCCUGCAGCUCAUAGUGGACUCCUAUGGGAAAAUCCGCUCCAAAGUGGAGCUGGAGGUGCGUGACCUCCCUGAAGAGCUGUCCCUGACCUUCAAUGCCACCUGCCUCAACGAUGAGGUCAUCCCUGGACUCAAGUCUUGCAUGGGGCUCAAGAUCGGGGACACGGUGAGCUUCAGUAUCGAGGCCAAAGUGCGGGGCUGCCCCCAGGAGCAGCAGAAAUCCUUCACCAUCAAACCUGUGGGCUUCAAGGACAGCCUGACGGUGGUGGUGAACUUCGACUGCGAGUGCUCCUGUGAGAGCCGCGCCGAGACCAACAGCCCGUCCUGCAGCCAUGGCAAUGGCACUCUGGAGUGCGGCGUGUGCCGCUGCAACCCCGGGCGCCUGGGCUCACACUGCGAGUGCUCGGAGGAGGAGUAUAACCCCUCACAGCAGGACAACUGCAGCCCUCGGCCAGGCCAGCCCCUGUGCAGCCAGCGUGGCGAGUGCAUCUGCGGGCAGUGUGUGUGCCACAGCAGCGACUUUGGGAAGGUGACGGGCAAGUACUGCGAGUGCGACGACUUCUCCUGUGUUCGCUUCAAGGGCCAGAUGUGCUCGGGCCAUGGGCAGUGCAGCUGUGGGGACUGUCUGUGCAACUCAGACUGGACAGGAGACUACUGCAACUGCACCACGCGCACGGACACCUGCAUGUCCAGCAACGGGCUGGUGUGCAGCGGCCAUGGCUCCUGCGUGUGCGGCCGCUGCGAGUGCACCCAGCCCGGCUCCUACGGCGACACCUGCGAGAAGUGCCCCACCUGCCCGGACGCCUGCACCAUCAAAAAGGAUUGUGUGGAGUGCAAGAAGUUUGAGCGGGGAAAGCUAGUGGAGCAGCAGUCCUGCAGCCGCAUGUGCCGUGACGAGAUUGAGACGGUGCAGGAACUGAGUGACAGGGGCAAGGAUGCUGUGAACUGCACCUAUAAGGAUGAGAAUGACUGUGUGAUGAGGUUCCAGUACUACGAGGACUCCAGUGGCAAGUCCAUCCUCUAUGUCAUCGAGGAGCCUGACUGUCCAAAGGGGCCAGACGUCCUGGUGGUCCUGCUCUCGGUGACAGGUGCCAUCCUGCUCAUCGGCCUUGCUGCCCUGCUCAUAUGGAAGCUCCUCAUCACCAUCCACGACCGCCGUGAAUUCGCCCAUUUUGAGGAGGAGAAGGCCAGGGCCAAGUGGGACACGACCCAUAACCCUUUAUAUAAAGAGGCCACAUCUACCUUCACCAACAUUACAUACCGUGGGAACAUGUAAGGAUGCCACAUCCAGCACUGGCCAUGGGAUCAGCUGAUGAUCCUGGGAUCUCCUGGAACCCAGUUUACAGAAGAGCUUGUUUGUGUCUGCCUGUGUGAAUGACUGCAUGUGAUUUAACAAGUCCCUGACUGCCUCCAACCCCUAUUGUCUGUCACCCCACUGUAACUGCAGGGACAUUCUUUCCAUGGCAACCUCGGUCCUUACCUCAGCGGGUCGCUCGCAAAGCCACCGGCCCCCCCAAACACUGAACACAGAGAAAUGGGAUGAUCUCUGUCAGUCUGUGAACUCUUCGGUGCUCAUCGGGCCAUGGGCAUUUCAGGAGCAGCUGCUUGAACCACAUGCUGAGCUGUGUUCUCCUCCACAGCGUGUGCUGGUGAAGCUCUGCUCACUUGGAGUCCCCUUCUGCACUGGCCUCGGUCCCUCUGGGCACAGGGACCUUCUCCUUUGGGACAGAGCAGCUGCCAGCAGCAGGAGCCAUCGCUGGCUUUGGGGAUUCAGGACACUGCUCGAGCAGCCCAGCAGCUCCUUUCUUCUUGCAGCCAUAUGUCACUGGUGCUGCUGUGACCCAGGGUGGUAAAAAGCUGUGCCCCGCAUAACAGUGCCCUCCCUCGCUCCCUCCAAUGCAUUCAGUCUAUACCACCUGCCAAUUCCGUGUAGCAUCAGCUGUGCUGGUACCAGCUGCAGCCUGGCUCAGCCCCUGGGAUGGUGCUGAGCUCCUCCUGUCUGCCUCCGCUGUGCCCAUGCCACAGCGCACAUGGAUGUGCCAGCAGCUGCUUCAGGAAGGUCAUGACACCUGAUAUCCCUUGAGCCUGGCCACCUCUCUCCCCUUACUGUGUUUUUUGGACUGUGUAAAACUGUAAAACCUCUGGACUUCUGUGUGGCUAAGGGUUCCAGAAGAGCAGGCAGGGAGGGGUCAGGCUAUGUCCUGCUGCCUGGGGUUGUGUGUCACCCGUGGAGGAAAACAAAGAGCUGUCCCAGGGGCAGUGCUGGGCUGUAAGAGUGCUGCUGCCUGGUCCCUACCCUGCCAGAGCACAUGGCUCAAUUCUCCUCAAUUGCCCCAAAAAGCAACAGUGACCUUGCUCCCAUCGUGGGGUUGGCCCCAACGGCCCCAGCAGCGUGUUGGCUGAGCUGGUGGCCCUGUGUCCCUGUUCCCUGGCUGACCUGUCCCAGCAGUGUGGGAGCAGGGGCAGCAGUUGGUGCUGGGUGGGAUCUGGGGCUGAACCCUGGAGGGGGGCCAGGGAUGGAUGGGCAGCACUAGAGUGCCAGUGAUUCACAUCACAAAAAUAAAAAUAAUAAUAAACAAACAAACAAGAACCAGGGGAAGAAAAAAAAAAAAAACAAACACCACUCAGACUAUGAUCAGUGUGGUCCCCAGCCUGUGUCCAGCUUUCUACUCUGAGGGCAGCCCCUGACAGCCCAGCACAACUAAGGGAGCUGGUUUGAGAUGAGAUGGGUUAACAGAUGGCAGAACCAGGGCAAACUGGGCUGUGGGCCCGCCAUGGGGGUCUCUGUUCUGUUACUGGUUCCCUCCUCAGGGUCAAUAACAAUUUGGGGGUCACAAGGUGGGCCAAAGCCCACAGCAGACUAUGGUACUGGCAGCACCUCACUCGCAUGCAAGUGGAGUGAACCCCAGCAUGCAACAUCCUGUUUGCUUGGGUCUCUGACACCCCACACAUGCCCAGUGCUACCAGGUGCUCCCAACCCACACUGUAUUCAGGCACCUUGGGCAGUGUUCAGUGUCCCUGGCUGUGCCAGGCAGGGGCUCAGUGGGUGAUUUCAGCACCCAAGUGGAAUCUGGGCUUGAGUGGAGUUAGGCCCAGCUUGGUUUGGCCCCAGGCUGAGCAUUUUGUCUACUGGCUGGCUCAGGGAAAGGCAAAGGCAAAGGCAGAGCCUGGCUACAACAUGAAGAAGCAGGAUGAGUUCCCCUCAGGCUUCCAGGGACUGCUUCCACUGGAGAAACCCCAAUGAUUCCACAUAUGC
This is a messenger RNA of Onychostruthus taczanowskii (white-rumped snowfinch), 4609 nucleotides long. It is a transcript of the gene ITGB3, whose product is annotated as integrin subunit beta 3. The record is from RefSeq and is a predicted model, not a curated record. Gene Ontology annotation, biological process: cell-matrix adhesion; cell migration; integrin-mediated signaling pathway. Gene Ontology annotation, molecular function: fibrinogen binding; integrin binding; zinc ion binding. The coding region runs from base 284 to 2629 and encodes 781 amino acids. NCBI's taxonomy places the organism in Eukaryota, Metazoa, Chordata, Aves, Passeriformes, Passeridae. Gene Ontology annotation, cellular component: focal adhesion; integrin complex; cell surface. The transcript has 15 exons.